This is a messenger RNA of Monoraphidium neglectum, 939 nucleotides long. Its product is annotated as NADH dehydrogenase. The record is from RefSeq and is a predicted model, not a curated record. NCBI's taxonomy places the organism in Eukaryota, Viridiplantae, Chlorophyta, Chlorophyceae, Sphaeropleales, Selenastraceae. The transcript is spliced from 9 exons. Bases 1 to 939 code for a protein of 312 amino acids. Gene Ontology annotation, molecular function: NADH dehydrogenase activity.
AUGCGGUUCGUGCGGGUGACACUGCUGCAGAACAUGGACUCCAUACUCACCACGUUCAGCGCCCCCAUGCAGGCGCAGGCAAUCAAGACGAUGCAAAAGCAGGCGGUGGACAUUCGCCUUGGAGUCAGGGUCACAGCGAUCGCGCGUGACGAGAUCACGCUGUGCAACGUCAAGACGAACGCUGAGGAGAAGAUGCCCUAUGGCCUCUGCCUGUGGUCCGCAGGCAACGCGGCGCGACCGCUGGUGCGCGGCCUGGUGGGGGCCAUCCCCGAGCAGGUGGAGCUCUCAAAGGCUGCCAACCCCGCCGCUGUUAAGCUCUCGGUCGACCCCUACCUGCGUGUCAUAGGGGCGAGGGACAUCAUUGCGCUGGGCGACUGCAGCAAGAUGCUCGGGGCCCCGCUGCCCCCUACGGCCCAGGUCGCCGGCCAGCAGGGCGCCUACGUGGCGCGCAUGAUCAACCGCGGCUACCAGCCCAACACGGGCGGCCUGAAUGUGGACCCUGGUGUUGACCUGUCGGAGGCGGACCGCGCCGCGGCGCUGCAGCUGCGGCCGAUCGACGCGGCGCGCAUGUCUGACCAGCCGCGGCUGACGGAGCUGGACCUGCUGGCCUACCUGACUAAUGACAGCACGUAUGCGCAGGCGCCCCCCGGGGUGUCGUACUAUCGGAAGCCGUUCGAGUUCCUCUCACUUGGCCUGAUGGCCUACAUUGGCAACGAGAAGGCCCUGGUCAGCGCCGAGGUGCUGGACAGCAGCUUCGACGUAGCCGGGUCCCUGGCCUUCCUGCUGUGGCGGUCCGUGUACAUCACCAAGCAGGCGCGCGCGCGGCUGGCUGCACGCAGCACGCCCCCACCGGCGAGCUACGGGAUCGCAGCCUCAAGCCAGCACGAAGGUUGCUCGAAAGGCGUUUCGGGGCUGAAAAGCUUUCUGCCUGUGAAUUGA